Molecule: messenger RNA, 1774 nt
Organism: Schistosoma margrebowiei
Lineage: Eukaryota; Metazoa; Platyhelminthes; Trematoda; Strigeidida; Schistosomatidae
Source: the annotation of a GenBank genome assembly
AGCUGAUGGACGGUAACGUCCCUAUCGAAGGUUCAGAUACUCUCAGUGAUCCCCGUGUAUGGCUUGAUUACCUAGCAGCACUGUUUCGUACUUUCAAUUGCCUUUUACGACGUUUGGGAAAUCCAAGUUCUAGUCAGUGGGACACAAGGGAACGCAACGCUGUUGAUCGUACUACGUCCGAGUUGGUGCUUUCUGCUCAGAAUUGUUUAGCUGAAUGCUUGCAGUUAGUAAGAGAAGUAAUAUGGCCAGUUGUUACCCGUGUACUCACACAUUAUGCCUCGCGCAUGCGUCCAAUGGAGCAUGUUUGUCGUCUCAUACGUUUCAUUGUGCGUUGUUUUUCUGUGCACUUACGAGAUCUUCUCCCCGAGCUUGCUGAAAAAAUUGUACUGUCUUACACAACUGGAGGACAACAUUCAAGUUUUCUGUAUUUAACAAGCGUGCUAGUUGAUGAAUUCGGAGAACAAUUAGAUUGCAGAGUUGGUUUGGUUAACGUGUAUGAGGCAUUGAGUGGUCCAACACUGAAAUCUAUCUCUGGUUCUGGACUUAUACAACAACCGCAUACUGUGGAAGAUCUAUUUCGGUUAUGCACCCGACUUGUACAACACUGUGCAGCUGUUUUUCUCACUAGUAGCAGGAUCAAUUUGAAUGAACUCUGCGAUACCGCUGUCUCUUCUCUAAAUCUAUGUUGUGCCGGCCCUGGUUCUGGCUCAUCUAGUGAUGAUACACCGGAUCCAAACUCAUCUAACAAUGAUGAAUCAAGUUCAUCGUCAGCUUCUACUAGCGCAUCAGCUGCAGCUGCUCGAUUUUUCAUCGAACUUAUCAUUUUUACGAACGAGGCAUGUGAGGAGACACCAAUGCAGGUUGUACAGAUUUUAGAGUCUGGUAGACAUCUUCCUACUCCCUCUUGUCAGUCAGCUCUAGCUGCUCAAAAUGUUAUUGUGUGGUUAACUUACUCCAGGCCUACGCAGCCUACUGAUCCUAGUAAUAUGAAUAGUUGUUGCGGCGGACAACGGUUAGUUUCAGCAUUAUUGCAAGCAUGUUGUCUUGGAUUAAUGGAUGAAAGGUUUCCCGAGAUGGCGGAUAUUUUAUAUCAUCUUAAGGUCAUGAUUAAUCAAGAAAUGUUUCUUAACUGGCUGAAGAACGCAGUAGCCAAUUUGUCAACUAUGCGUACUGAUGGUUUAGUCCAAGCUACACAAGACCAAAUUACCGAUUUUCAAGAUGUUGUUAUGAAUUCAUCUCGAAGUUCAACGAUCGUACAUGCGCUUGACUCAUUUUCAAGAUUGUUCCGAUGAAUUAUGCUCCCUGUAUACAAUUUUCAGUGUGUAAAAAGUAUUCAUCUCUCACUUUGCACUAUUUCAAAACAAGCUUCUACCUUUAUUCUAGAUAUCUUUGUUAUUAUGAGCAAUUUUAACCAAUGUGUUUCAAAACCUUAUAUACAGCCACAUUUCGAGAAUUUUUCCAAUCUCCUUGAACUUACUCUUUUUAUCCUUGUCUAUAUGCAGAAUCCAGUCAAUUUGGUUAUAGUAAAUGAGUUAUUUAAAAUCAAAGAGAACAUUUUAACCCGGAUAUUCAGCUUUAUAGCCAUUACUACUGACUUAGAUUUCACAGAUUAUCGAACCUUAUGAACGGUUUAAUAAUUUUCCAUAGCAUGGCGAUAUUGGGAGUAAAUAAUAAUGUUUGUUUCACCAGGCUUUACAAAUCGGUCUUUGAAACUAAAAUAUAGUGAAGGAGAAAUCUUAACGAUAUCUGAUCAAUUGAUAUACAUGUUUAGAAG